Molecule: messenger RNA, 1106 nt
Organism: Argentina anserina (silverweed cinquefoil)
Lineage: Eukaryota; Viridiplantae; Streptophyta; Magnoliopsida; Rosales; Rosaceae
Product: aquaporin PIP2-1-like
Exons: 4
Coding region: 50-913 (287 amino acids)
Biological process (GO): transmembrane transport
Cellular component (GO): plasma membrane
Molecular function (GO): water channel activity
Source: RefSeq, a predicted model, not a curated record
UCUCUCUCCCCUUCGUCUGUAAUACUCUGUGUUUUCUUGAAGACCUUUAAUGGCGAAAGACGUUGAAGUUGCCGAGCGGGGUUCCUUCUCAGCCAAGGACUACCAUGACCCGCCUCCAGCUCCAUUCUUCGACUCAGUUGAGCUCACCAAGUGGUCGUUCUACAGAGCUGUUAUAGCUGAGUUCAUAGCUACUCUUCUGUUUCUCUACAUCACUGUGCUGACUGUGAUCGGGUACAAGUCCCAAAUCGACGCCGGCCUCGGUGGCGACGCUUGCGGCGGAGUUGGGAUUCUCGGUAUUGCCUGGGCGUUUGGUGGCAUGAUCUUCAUCCUUGUUUACUGCACUGCCGGAAUCUCAGGGGGUCACAUUAACCCAGCUGUGACUUUUGGACUGUUCUUGGCUCGGAAGGUGUCGUUGCCCCGAGCUGUGAUGUAUAUUGUGGCUCAGAGUUUGGGUGCCAUAGCCGGAGUUGGGCUAGUCAAGGCUUUCCAGAAGUCUUACUACACCAAGUAUGGAGGUGGAGCCAAUGAGCUUGCUGAUGGGUACAGCACUGGAGUUGGAUUGGCUGCUGAAAUUAUUGGGACAUUUGUGCUGGUUUACACUGUGUUCUCUGCCACUGACCCAAAGAGGAGUGCCAGAGAUUCCCAUGUUCCGGUUUUGGCACCACUUCCAAUUGGGUUUGCUGUGUUCAUGGUUCACUUGGCCACCAUCCCAAUCACCGGCACGGGCAUCAACCCGGCUAGAAGUCUUGGAGCUGCAGUAAUUUACGACAAAAAGAAGGCUUGGGAUGACCAAUGGAUCUUCUGGGUUGGACCCUUUAUUGGUGCAGCAAUUGCAGCCUUCUACCACCAGUUCAUCUUGAGAGCUGGAGUUGUUAAAGCACUAGGGUCAUUCAGGAGCAACCCACAUAAUUGAACUUUUUCAGAGUCACUUUGAAAGAUGUUUGCUUCCGAAACAUCAUGUUUCAAGCCUUUUAGGGUUGGGAAACAGAGGAAGAAGAGUAUGUACUUUCGAAAAGAAUAACGGGGUGGUAUUUGUGGUAGCUAGCUUAUUAUGCUUGUGUAUGGAAGUUAAAUUUCUAUCCCUGGUAUCUCAAUUUGGUCCAGUA